Molecule: messenger RNA, 1219 nt
Organism: Rhipicephalus microplus (southern cattle tick)
Lineage: Eukaryota; Metazoa; Arthropoda; Arachnida; Ixodida; Ixodidae
Gene: Spec2
Product: CDC42 small effector protein Spec2
Biological process (GO): regulation of Rho protein signal transduction
Cellular component (GO): plasma membrane
Molecular function (GO): small GTPase binding
Source: RefSeq, a predicted model, not a curated record
UGCUGUUGCAUGCAGUCGUCUGUAGGCGUGGCGGCGGCCACAGAGCCAGCGGAGGAAGUGCCGCAGCAGCAGCGCAGAAGAAGCGGGGGCAAGCGUGUGGCCUGCGAGGAGCUGGCCUACAACAGGAUGGGUGACAUUUGGGUCCAGUGCUUCGCGUGCUGCGUCACUGAGCAGCCUGCUCCGAAACGGCGGCGGCGAAUCGACCGCACCAUGAUUGGAAACCCAACAAACUUCCAGCACACGGCUCAUGUUGGCUCUGGGGACAUGAAUGUUCAUCUCAACGCACUCCAGAACCAGAUGGCCUCUAAGGGUGGCUACGAGUACGCUCUUCCAGUGAAUGUGUCAAUCCCUGUGGUGGACGUUCAGCAGUGACCGCGUGUGCGAGGGGGGCCCGUUGCAAUCUCCUCAGCUCGAGACAUGGGGUGUGUGUUGCCCCUGUGGUGUGAUGGCGGCAGACUUGCCGAACGGCGGCCACUUGUGAUGAUGCCAGAUGGACCAAAGGCCUCGCGCUCCCCUCCUUGAAACCUCACCCCUCCACCCCCUCUUUUCUUCUAACCGUAGCAACCUGUACAAGUGUGGUUAGCAGCACUGAGCAGUGACUGAGCCGUGCAUAUUUUCUAUUAAUUUUUUUUUAAUGAGGAGCACUGGCGCAGAGACAUUAUGAUUUGCUCGUGCACGGUUUGUGCAUCCCAGCCACAUGAAGCUGGAGUGAAGUGUGCCCCCCCCCCCCCCCCCCCCUAGCUAAGGGACAAAAGAAGAAAAAAAUUCUUUACUGUAAGGAGACUCAACGGCAGAACUCUUCCCAAGCCGUUCAUUUUUUUCUAUUAUAACUGUCUAUUCAGUGCAGCAACUAUUUAGGACGCUGUCACAACACAGGUUGUUUAGACGAGCACAUUGUGUACAUAGAAGCAGGUCAUGUUGAAGGAGUCCUUUUUACACCCUCACCUGCCACCCCCUCGCUUUCCCACCUUGUAGUGUGUGUUUGUGUUGUGGACGUAGCCAGAGCCAGGUGUGGCUGCAGUGUGCGUAUCUUUAAAAGAAAUGUGUUUAGAGAGACAUACCGAAAGAGUUUGUAACGACUGUUAGACUGGUAGUAUUUAAUAACGGCAAGAAGGCACCAUUUACGUGUAGAGAGGAAUAAAGAUCUUUUAUCAAAGUGGAAGAAAAUGGACAAGCACUGCCAAUGUGCAAGACAUGAAUAAAAAAAAAUGUUUAUCUA